Molecule: messenger RNA, 675 nt
Organism: Culex quinquefasciatus (southern house mosquito)
Lineage: Eukaryota; Metazoa; Arthropoda; Insecta; Diptera; Culicidae
Product: E3 ubiquitin-protein ligase CCNB1IP1-like
Exons: 2
Coding region: 74-652 (192 amino acids)
Biological process (GO): reciprocal meiotic recombination
Cellular component (GO): synaptonemal complex
Molecular function (GO): ubiquitin protein ligase activity
Source: RefSeq, a predicted model, not a curated record
AAGGUGAGUUUUCAGUCAAAUAGCCUACUUUGCACCAAAACUUUCCCCACCAAGUACCAUUCAAAACGUCAAAAUGUCAUCCACCGUCGCGCGGGACCGUUUGGUGUGCAACUCAAGUGGCUGCUACCAACAGAUCGAGUGCACCGCCUGGAUCACCCUGUGCUCGCACGUGUUCUGCCCGGAACAUGGCCGCGAGCUGAGGCAACGCCUCACGGUGAACCCCGGAUCGCCGUGUCCGGCCUGUGGAAGCAUCUUCCGGGACGGCCAGUCUCUGCUCGAGCGCAAACUGGACCAUCCGGUGCAGGUUCGGGCGUUGCAGCUGUGCGGGUACAACCCGGAAGUGAUCAUGGAGAUCGCCUCCGUCGCAAUCGCCUUCUGGAACCACCAGAAGCUGCAGGUUUGUGCCAACCUGACGCGGAAGAACGACUUCUACAAGGAGUCGGCACUGGUGGCGCGGAAGGAACGUGACGACGCCGAGGAGCAGCUGCGACGGGUCAAGGCCCAGUUGGGGCAAGUCCAGGCGGAAAACCACGAGCUGAAGGAGAAAAUGGUGGCCACAAAGCGGAACAGGAGUCGGGACAGCAGCGAACGGGACCACAGGAAAGUGGGAAUUGAGAAGCAGCGCAGGCAGGAGGAUGAUUUUUUGCUGUAGUUUCUAACGGGGAGAGAUUUGUU